AUGUUACGCCACGAUUCACGGACGCCGCGUUGCUGGCGUUUGGCCUUGCGACGCAUCUUCAAUGCUCAGGAUUUCUAUGACAGCAUACGGCCAAUGAUUGGCCUGGGCCUGGUGCUGGGCAUUACGCCGUAUUUCGUGUGCCGCGGCGGUUGCCAUGGCGAGCGAGUGGUGCGCGAAACAUGGUACGGAUUUGCCAAUGCCAUCAGCCGCUGGCUACUGAUCGCCUUUUGCUACACGUACACACUGAUGCACAAGGAGUCUUUAAUUGGCUACUUCAUGCGCAACCAUAUCUCGCAGAUGAGCGCCCGCAUUCACGACAUCAUCGGCAUCGGUGUCGGCAUCGUCAUAUUCAUAAUGCCGAUUUUUCUGCGCCGUCAUCUGCGCCACGCCAUGGAGAAACUGGUGCGCAUCGAUAGGCGCCUGGACCGCUUACAUUUUCCCGUAAGCUACAGGCAGAUUCUGUACCAAGUUCUAUUGGAGCUGCUGCUGAUCAGCGCCCUGGAUGCUACCAUCAUAAUUAUCUGCCUCGUCUGCCUAGACAAUAUGGAGGUGCGGCCUUCAUAUCAGCUGACCUUUAUCAUGAUGUACGAGCUGAUCACCAUUUCGAUAACAAUUUGCAUGUUCUGCUUGUUCGCUGGUUCGAUUCAUCGCCGUUUCAAGCGAUUGCAAAAGAAACCGAGACGAGAACUCAGUUAUGCUAACAACUAA
Molecule: messenger RNA, 708 nt
Organism: Drosophila hydei
Lineage: Eukaryota; Metazoa; Arthropoda; Insecta; Diptera; Drosophilidae
Exons: 2
Coding region: 1-708 (235 amino acids)
Biological process (GO): sensory perception of taste
Cellular component (GO): membrane
Source: RefSeq, a predicted model, not a curated record